Molecule: messenger RNA, 1881 nt
Organism: Scheffersomyces stipitis CBS 6054
Lineage: Eukaryota; Fungi; Ascomycota; Pichiomycetes; Serinales; Debaryomycetaceae
Gene: CAL1
Product: calnexin
Exons: 1
Coding region: 73-1824 (583 amino acids)
Biological process (GO): protein folding
Cellular component (GO): endoplasmic reticulum membrane; endoplasmic reticulum
Molecular function (GO): calcium ion binding
Source: RefSeq, a predicted model, not a curated record
GUAUCAAUUGACAAAUCUACUGAUAUUUGAAUAUUCAGCUAACUCUUGCACGUUCACAGAUUUUUGCCCAAUAUGGUAUGCUUAAAACAAGUCUCGCUUUUGUCAAUCGCAUUGGCUUGUGUAGUGAAAGCUGAAGACUACAUUCCUUACGACAAAUCCAAGCUUACUACUUCUGCUAUAUUCGAGCAAUUCGAUUACCAAGAUCUAGAUCACUCGCCCUGGAAACCCUCAACCGCAAAAAAAUUCGACGAAGGCAGACAUGAAGUGGUUUCCUAUGUUGGAAAAUGGGCUAUAGAACCUGCAAAGAAGUACCCAGCCUUUUCUAAUGAUAAAGGGUUGGUACUAAAACUGAAGGCUGCCCACCAUGCGAUCUCCUACAAAUUGCCCCAGCCAUUUGACAAUACUGAUAAUGAUCUUGUUCUCCAGUAUGAGAUCAAGCUACAAAACGGAUUAUCAUGUGGUGGCACUUACAUUAAGUUACUAGACCUACAAGACAACUACGACAAUUUCAGCACAGAUACACCCUACCAGGUGAUGUUUGGACCCGACCGCUGUGGUUCUGAAAACAAGAUUCAUUUCAUUUUGAGAAGAGAGAACCCUUUAAACGUUUCAGAUGUACAAGAGAAGAAAUUGAAGAAUUCACCUAUGUCUAGAUCUGGCGACUUAACAACAUUGUACACAUUGAUUUUGAAGCAAAACCAAGAUUUUGAAAUCAGAAUCAACGGAGAAGUGGCUAAAGCUGGAAACUUGUUACGUAGUCCCCAUUUGUUGGAGCCAAGACUCAAUCCUCCGAAGGAAAUAAUUGAUGAAAAUGAUACCAAGCCUCUUGAUUGGGAGGAUAGCCCCCGUAUUCCAGAUCCGAAUGUCCAGAAACCCGAGGGAUACGAUGAGAAACACGGAUUGCCUACAAUUCCAGAUCCAGAAGCUGUCAAGCCUGAAAAUUGGGACGAACUGGUACCUGUUCUUAUCGAGGAUCCAGACUCAACAGCUCCUGAAUACUGGGAUGAGGAAGAGGAUGGAAAAUGGUUAGCUAAAGAAAUUCCUAAUCCCAAAUGCAAGGAGCUCGCUGGUUGUGGACCAUGGUCUCCUCCGCGGAUUCCUAACAAAGAAUACACUGGACCAUGGAUUCAGCCAAUGAUUGACAAUCCUAACUAUGUGGGUGAAUGGAAGCCAAGAAUGAUCGCAAACCCACACUAUUACGAAGACGAUAAGCCUUCGAACUUAAACAAAUUGGUUGGAGGUCUUGGGUUUGAGUUAUGGAGCAUGAGCGACGAGAUCUUGUUCGACAACAUCUACCUUGGUCACUCCAUUGCCGAAGCUGAAAGAAUUGGAAACCUAACCUUCAAGGUCAAGUACCUAUUGGAAGAUCAGCACAAGCGGGCCAACAAGCCAAAGAUUCAGAAUGAGCCAGUAGCUCCACCUAAGAACUUUGACGAAUUACUCUUAGAUAAGAACGGUAACACCUUCAAGCAAUUCUACCUUUUUCUACAACUUUUCGCCUUGAGACAGUUUCUUGACAUCAAGGACUUUUUCUACGACUUUUUACGGGAUCCCGUCUACCAGAUCACCCACCGUCCCAUUAAGUUUGUGUUGUACUGUGUAGUCUUCGUGUUUGUCUUCACCGUCAUUUGUGGGAUAGGUAGUGUACUUUUAUUCAUGAUCAGCAACGGCGGAGGCGGGAGUCAUACAUAUGAGAUCUUGGAUGAACCUCGCUCCAAUGGUCCAAAAAUAGAACUUCUUGCUGACGAUGAAGACGUUAACACAAUUGAAACGGCUAAACUGACCGGUGUAAAUAGAUCGGCUACCGAGGCCAUAAAGAAAUGAUACCACGCAAGUGUAUUACUCAGCUAGAUAGUAUAUACUAAAAUACCUACUUUGACU